Molecule: messenger RNA, 1355 nt
Organism: Pararge aegeria (speckled wood butterfly)
Lineage: Eukaryota; Metazoa; Arthropoda; Insecta; Lepidoptera; Nymphalidae
Product: lactosylceramide 4-alpha-galactosyltransferase-like
Exons: 4
Coding region: 265-1281 (338 amino acids)
Biological process (GO): glycosphingolipid biosynthetic process
Molecular function (GO): hexosyltransferase activity
Source: RefSeq, a predicted model, not a curated record
UACAGCUUCCCGGGCUGACGCCUCCAGGGGCAGCAAACCAUAAUUUUCAAUUUGAAUCUGAUUAAUUACUAUAAAAACAAAAUACCUUCGUAAAAAGUGAAUAUUUAUCAAUGUAAAUGUCUUAUUUACAGUAUUAUUGAGUGUUGUGUAAAUGCUAUUUGCGCUUUGAGUGAAAUUCGAGACAAAGCAACAGGUAAUAUACCUAGCUGUACCUAGCGUUUACCUUGUACAAUAAAAAGAACACGUUACAAUACGUUUGGAAAAAUGUACAAGAGGAGAACAUUCGUGCUACGUUGCAUAAUAAGUAACUCCAAAUACGUCAUACAUUUGCCUAUUUUGGCACUUUUCACAUUCAUAUUACGUACUUUAACGGGACAGGAGCAAGAACAUGAAAUGUCCUGCCCCUUUGUAAAUAGCAAUAGCACUUUACCCGUAUUAGAAAGAAGUUCUAAUCUACCCUCGCGGUCCAUUUUUAUGUACGCGACCUCUUGCCCUGGAAAUUUGACUGCAAGACAGCACUGCUCUAUAGAAUCUGCCGCUAUAACGCACCCUGAGUGGCAAAUCAACGUUGUAUUUACCAGCCCAACUGUACCUUCGGAAAAUUUGACUCACGAGAACUUUAAUAAUGUAAAAUUUUGGAGCAUUAAUAUCAAAGAAUUCUGUAAGGGGACACCUUUGGGGGAUUUAAUAAUUGAUGUCUUGCCAAAAUGUAGUCGUAAUCGUGUUUCAAUAAGUCUGGAUGUGUUGAAAUAUUUAACGCUGGCUCAAUGGGGUGGGAUAUACUUGGACAUAGAUAUGGUGGUUGCACAGCCUUUGCGAUCUUUGGCAAGGAAUUGGGCGACCAGAGAGAGCGAUGAUACAGUUGGGGAAGGUGUCUUGGCUUUUUCCAGGGACGCUGUUGGAAGAAAAUUAUCUGGAAUCGCUGUCAAUGAAAUGCAAUCGAUUUUAUGUAGAGGUGACUGCAUUCAUACAUGGCAACCGACGGUCAUGACCAAAGUUCUGAAAAAAGUUUGUUCGACCCCAGACACCUUGUACAUGUCCUCUGCUACGUGUAAUGGCUUUGAAAUAUAUGGUCCAGAGUUUUUCCACCCCAUACCAGAAGUCCGGGCCAUUGAAUAUUUCGUCCCAGGAGAAUUAUGGACUACAAACGCAUAUGCUUACAAUUUGUGGGACCACAGUACCAAGGACUACAAAGUUAUGAGAAGUUCUCCACUAACCAAACUAGCGAAAAGAUUCUGCCCUUUGACUUUUAAAAUGUAUUCUGAUCAAUUCGGGUUCUAAUGUAAGCAAAUAUAUCAAACACAUUGUAUGUAAUUUCAAAAGUUAUUUAAUCUAAAAAAUGCAAUAGUAAACAG